Molecule: messenger RNA, 2118 nt
Organism: Symbiodinium sp. CCMP2592
Lineage: Eukaryota; Dinophyceae; Suessiales; Symbiodiniaceae
Source: the annotation of a GenBank genome assembly
AUGGAGAAGAAGCUGGAAGAGCACCAGGAGCCCGAGGAGCCCCAACUCCAAGAGCCAGUCAAGGAAUCUCCCAAGACAGACUGGACUUUGGUGGAAGAGCCACAGCCGAAGGUCUCUGAAGGCGGUCGAAGCUUUCUGACAAAGCCUUGGUUCAUGGCUGCGAUGGCUCUGGUUGUGGCUUGUUGUGGAUCAGCAUGGAAGUGGAGCUUGGAGGCAAACGCGUGUUCUUCUGUGGACGUCCUCAAGAAGGAUGCAAUGUUCAAAUGCUCGAUGCGUUGGUUCAGCCGUUUUGGCUUCAUGGAAUGUGACAAGUUGGCUCUCAAGUCACACUUGCACUUACGCAAAGCAACAAUCAUGGAUGAGGUUGGCUUCGGCAGCUUUGUCAAUGGUUGGAGAGCAGGAGGUUACUUCCAUGAGAAGGAGCUCGCCAAGGCAGAAUGGCUGCACGGAUACCCCCUGAGUUGUGAGGGAACGUGGUCUGAUUGGGGUGACUGCUCCACUUCGUGUGGGGGUGGUCGCCACUGCAGCUACUUCAGCAUCAGGCAGCAGGCCCGCCAUGGAGGUCAAGAGUGUCCUCGUGUUGAUGGAGCAGAACACUGCUCGGAUUGCAACACGCAGCGAUGCCCCAGAAAUUGCCAGUUGGGACCGUGGGAGUUUGAUCUCUGCAGUGAACUUUGUGGUGGCGGAACUCAGAGGCAGCACCGCGAAGUAAUCUCAGAGAGUCAGUUCGGAGGGUCUUGCCCAUUGCCUGAUUCAAUGGAGCGUGUUCAAACGGUUCCUUGCAACACACACCCAUGCCCAGAUGGUGUGCUGGAAGAAAUUGGCCGGGCAGUGUCAAUGGGCGCUGCCAUCCAGGAUGGAACACAGCAAAGCGAAGCUUUACAUAAGACGAAGCACCAGUUGCUGGAUCACCUUCCGAUCGUCAAUUGCACCGCCGGCAUGGGUUCGCAGCAAGCAGUCGCAAGUUGCCAUCAGCACAAUGCAGUUGCCAGCACAUCAAUGGACCUCGCUCUGAAGUUAGAAACAGGCCAUGAUGAAUGCGAACUUGCAGCCGCCCAGUUUCAGGUUCUGCUUGAUGCGCUCAAGCACAACUUGCCUCACCUGGUCAAGCAGGUUUGUUCCGGUGACCGGGAUGGUGCCAGCAGCACAUUCUCAGUGCUGGUGGAGCCGGUGGUUGAUGCAACGGUGGAGCAGUUUGAUAGGUGCCGACAGCCUUACGCCGAUUUUGGUAAGCUCUUGGUUCCGUUGAAAAGCCAUCUGACGAGUCUGCACUUCGACGCCAAAUCGAGAGAAGAUGAAGUACUUGCCAAGAUCAAGAAGGAAACGGCUGGCAAGGAAGGGGCAUUGCAGGAGAUCUCCAAGUCAGCGGAGGAGAUGAGCAGCACUUCCAAGCAGCGUGAUGAAGCGUAUCAAGUGCUGCAAAGAAAAGAAAGAGACUUGUUCAACUACCGCCAGUCUUCUGCAAGGAAAAUAGAUGCCAAAGAGGAACAAGCUCGCGCUGCACAGGAGAGAGCCAGGCAGGAGCGGCAUGAAGCCCAAGAUCUCGACGAGUCCUUGAAGGGCAAAGACAGGGAUACGACACGUAUCAACCGGGAAUACAGAGAAGCAUCGGAUGCUGAAGAGGAGAGCGACGAGGUUCGCAAGGAGCUGGAAGAUGCCAGACUCCGGUACCAGCAGGAGGUCCAAAAAGACGAAGCUGCCUUGCGACGGGCAGAGGCCAUGUUUCAGAGUUUGGAAGCAGACUACAAGGAGCAAAAAGCAGGACAAAAGGCCUCUCAAGAUCGACUGCGGCAGGUAGAGUUGCUCGUGCAGGACCUGCAGUUCGACCUGAAAGCGAAUGCCAAGGUGAGAGCUUUAUCCGAAGGCUUGAACGCGGAGUCCGCCGAUGAUUUGGCAAGACAAUGGAGGAGUAACAUCACCAAACUCCGGACAAUCGUGAAUCGCAUCCGCAGCUACUUGAAAUCACUGCCAGCGCAAUUCAGCAGAGCUUCUGACAGGGCAUGUGAAGCUGCGAAGCAUCAUGUUCUGGGCAUUCUCAGUGCAACAAAGAUAGGCAAGCCCGGCAGCCAGAGCAAGGCUCAUGAAGAAGCCACCGAUGCUUCUGUCAAUGCCGGUUAG